Molecule: messenger RNA, 1389 nt
Organism: Syzygium oleosum
Lineage: Eukaryota; Viridiplantae; Streptophyta; Magnoliopsida; Myrtales; Myrtaceae
Exons: 4
Coding region: 459-1352 (297 amino acids)
Source: RefSeq, a predicted model, not a curated record
ACCGCAUGAUAAUCAUUCUGGUUCUGUCCAGAACUGGUUUUUUGCUCCCGAAAUCAGUUUUGGACCAGAAACCCGUUUGUUAACGCAAUUUAAUUUUUCUAUUUCCGGGACAAGUUUUUGUCCCGGAACUCGUUUUGGACCAAAAAUGAGAAACAGAAAAAACUAGGUUUUUCGUUUCUGGACCAAAAGUGAGAACUCAUUCCCGAAGAAAUCGAUUUUCUUCGACACAUCUCUCUCUCGUCUCCUUCGAGCUCUCUCUUCUGCCCGACUCUCUCUCUACUCUCUUCUAUUGCCGUCGACAGAGGAAGCCAAGCCACUCGUUCGCUUGCUCCGACCGAGAGGAAGCCAGGGCCGCUCGCUCCUGCUCCACGUACAAGCUGCUGCACCUGCAAGUAAAGGAGAACUCGGGAGGGCCACCUGGACUUCUCUCCACACUCUAGCUGCUCAAUUAAGGGUAAAUGGCAUCUCAAAAAGAGACAUUUGUGGCAAAGUGGACUGAGCCUUUAACCAAUUUGCUUGUAAGCUUAAUGGUUGAAGAGGUAAAAAGAGGAAAUCGCACCACUACUACCUACAACAAAGUAGGAUGGAAUAACAUAGUUACCGAGUUCAAUAAACAAACAACACUCCAGUUUACUGUAGUUCAGUUGAAGAACAGGACAAACAAAUUGAGGAGACAGUAUGGGAGUUAUAAGAAGCUUCUUUCACAAUCUGGAUUUGGAUGGGAUCAUGUUAACAAAACGGUUAUUGUGGAGGAUCCAAGUGUAUGGGAUGAUCACAUCAAGGAUAACAUCGAAUGGGCUAAAUUCCGAAAGGAUGGGUUUCCUCAAUAUCCCGAUCUGUGUAUCGUGUUUGGCGAUACAUAUGCUACUGGGGAUUACGCAGUAGGAAAUGCAGAAUACUUGGUGGUGUCGGAGGGGGAAGACGAUGGUAGUGGUGGUGACAAUGGUGGUGGUGCUUUGGUAGGUGAUCCAAACGAACUUAGUGAUGGAGUCUUCACACCUGACGUGAGUGCCACGCAAGUUCGUGAGAAUCACAAGUUGGAUAGGACUCCAAAUUCCAAGAGGAGGAGAAAGAGUAGCACAUAUGAUAUUGCUGGCACCUGCAAAGCCAUUCAAGAUAUGAUCAAGUCCAAGGCGAGUCAAUCAACAAGUGGCUCCAUCACCUCACAUGUCCCCCCACCCGAGAACCCCUACUCCAUGGGAGCCGUGGUUGCCAUCUUAAAUGACAUGCUUGACUUAGAGCAAAAUCUUUACAACAAAGCUAUGAACCAAGCAUGCCUUAGUGCCAACUGGAGAGAGGGUUUCGUCCUAUCUUUACCUGAAAGGAGACGCGGUCUUCUUGAAUCUCUUUGAAUAGAUGUUGAGAACUACGAUGACUUUUUCAUGUUUG